AUGGGUGAGCUAUCAAACAAUAGUGAGCUGAGAAAGGUCCUCAAAGUCGGUAUCAUUGGCUUGGGAGAGGUUGCUCAGGUGUCUCACAUUCUAGUGCUGAACAAUUUGUCCAGCUACUAUGAAAUCACUUACAUUUGUGAUGUGUCCCAGCAAGCUCUUGAUCACUGUGUCAAGAAAGUUGCCGGUGGGACGCCCAAGACGACGUCGAGCCCCGAAGAGUUAAUUUCCUCUCCUGACACCGACGUCAUCGUAAUCUGCAACGUAAACGCUUUCCACCCUGCACAGACGAUCCUGGCUCUCCAGCACAACAAAUAUGUGUUUGUGGAGAAGCCGCUCGCGUUGAACUACCACGACCUGGAUGCUAUCAUCGCUGCAGAGAAGACUUCGGAGGCGAAAGUCUUCGUCGGAUACCAGAGACGAUACGCUGAAGCCUUUGUAGACGCCUUGAAAGAGGUUGGAGGAAUGAGCAAAAUCGACUAUAUACGAGUCCGAGAUAUCAUUGGGCAAAACCGGUCUUUCGUGGGCCAGUCCGGCACAUACCCAGUAAAGUACGCCGACUAUUCCGUGGAAGAGGCUGCAGACAUGCAUUCGACCGAAGAAGAAAUGGUAAAGGCAGCACUCGUUGAUGAAAUGGGAGUCACGGCAACACCAGAGUCGAUGACAAUGUUCAGGUUGUUCACUGGACUUGGUGUGCAUGAUUUCUCGGCUCUGCGCGAGAUGGUCGGUAUGCCCUCACGUGUUGUUGGUGCAUCCCUCGGCUUGCCAAUCUGGAAUGUCCUAUUCCAGUACCAGGACUUUCCCGUCAUGUACGAGUCGGGCAUCAUUGAUGUGCCCAGGUUCGACGCUCACCUCGAGAUUUACUCUCGAGAGAAGAUUGUGCGCGUCGACUACGAUACGCCGUACGUCAAGGGUCUUCCUGUCACUAUGACAAUCAGAGAGAGGAUCGAGAGUGCUAGAGGCGAUGGCUACCAAGAGCGCACGAUCAGGAAGACCUACGAGGACCCUUUCACUCUUGAGUUUUUGGAAUUUCAUUCUUGUGCAACGAAAAAGACAAGUCCGAAAACUUCGGCCAUGGAUUCCCGGGAAGACUUGGACUUGAUAAAGAUGAUCAUGCAGAGUGCCUAUAACUGA
Molecule: messenger RNA, 1131 nt
Organism: Colletotrichum graminicola M1.001
Lineage: Eukaryota; Fungi; Ascomycota; Sordariomycetes; Glomerellales; Glomerellaceae
Product: oxidoreductase family protein
Exons: 4
Coding region: 1-1131 (376 amino acids)
Biological process (GO): NADPH regeneration
Cellular component (GO): cytoplasm
Molecular function (GO): oxidoreductase activity; nucleotide binding
Source: RefSeq, a predicted model, not a curated record